Pichia kudriavzevii is the source of this 4629-nucleotide messenger RNA. RefSeq lists its product as uncharacterized. The transcript has a single exon. The record is from RefSeq and is a predicted model, not a curated record. Bases 1 to 4629 code for a protein of 1542 amino acids. Gene Ontology annotation, molecular function: ATP binding; ATP hydrolysis activity; ABC-type transporter activity. Gene Ontology annotation, cellular component: membrane. Gene Ontology annotation, biological process: transmembrane transport. NCBI's taxonomy places the organism in Eukaryota, Fungi, Ascomycota, Pichiomycetes, Pichiales, Pichiaceae.
AUGUUUCAUUUUGACCUUACAAACUUUCAACCAAUAGAAAGUUUGGGCCUGAACUCAUAUCUUUUCCAAGGGGGGUUUGAUAUCAGUUCUGAAAAUGUCCGGAUAAACUCAUUGCUGAACAAUAACCAAACUUUCCCUGUUUUUCAAUGUGGUUGCCACGAUGCAGAGGGCUAUACAUUGGUUACAGACCUGGGCGAUCCAUCCCCAUGUUUAAUCAACGGUGUCUUUCUGAAUGCUUUACUGUUGUAUUUCAUCAUUCAUGGUUCUUAUACAAUUAAACAACUAAGGAAGUCCAAGAAUAUUUCUUCAAAAGCCAAUGCAAUGUUUAUAUUUAAACUACUCCUAAUUUCUUGUCAGUUGGUCUUGCAGCUUGCUAUUUUCUACGUAACUACAAAGUCCGUUUCGGGUGAAGCAUACUAUAGUGAUAGUAUUUGGAUAUCUACAUUGGCUGCCUUAGUGGCAGUUCCAAUUGCAUUCCUUUUGUCUUAUAUCGAGUUCUUUAAGAGCUAUGUUGCUCAGACUCCAUUGAUUAUUUUCUGGCUCUUCAAUUCGAUCAUAGGCCUUUUCCGUAUUGUCAACAUCACUCUCAGAAAGCAAUCUGCCUUUGAGGUGUUUGCAGUUUCGUCAUUUGUCACCAACUCCUUACUAAUCUUAAUCCUUGAACUCUCGUUUGCACCUAAGUUGAACGUUGAUCCAUUGGAAAAGGUCAGUAUCUACGACUACUCCAAUUUUUUUUCGAGAAUUUCAUUCGCCUGGAUGACACCAUUGAUGCAGAAGGGAUAUCAAAAGUUUUUACUUCAAUCUGAUUUACCUCCUCUGCCAAAGUUUUUGAAAACAGAGGUCUUGUCCAACAGUUUGGAAGAUCAGUGGAAUGUGCAACUGAACAAAGGGAAACCAUCUCUAUUUUGGGCGCUUGCAAAAGCUUUUGGUAGGCCAUUCCUUGCAGGAGGUUGUUUCAAGGUAAUCCAGGAUUGUAUUGCCUUCACACAACCCCAGUUAUUGAAAAACUUGAUUCUUUUUGUUAACGAUUAUUAUAAUGACCCCACUACACCAAUAACUAGGGGGUUUAUGAUUGUUGCUGCCAUGUUUGGUUUGUCAGUUUUGCAGACUGCUUCCCUACAUCAAUAUUUUGAAAGAGUAUUUGACACUGGUAUCAAGGUAAAGUCUUCAUUGACAUCAUUGGUUUACCAAAAGUCUCUGAGGUUAUCCGUCGAGGCGAAAAGUGAAAAGAGUACAGGUGAUAUUGUCAAUUUGAUGUCGGUUGACACUCAAAGGUUACAAGAUUUGUGCCAGAAUUUACAGCUUAUUUGGUCGGGGCCUUUCCAAAUCAUUCUUUGUUUGACCUCGCUAUACUCAUUAGUGGGUAAUGCUAUGUGGUUUGGUGUGAUGAUUCUCUUAGUUACUAUUCCACUGAACACCCAGGUUUUUAAAAUCCAGAAGAACUUACAAAAGACCCAGAUGGUUAUUAAAGACGAAAGAACAGGUCUCAUCUCAGAAAUCUUGAAUAACAUCAAAUCCUUGAAAUUGUAUGCAUGGGAAAAUCCCUACAUGGAGAAAUUGACAUAUGUUAGGAAUGAAAAGGAAUUGAAGAAUUUGAGAAAAAUAGGUAUUUUCCAAGCCGGUAAUCAAUUCAUCUUUAACUCAACACCAUUUAUGGUCAGUUGUUCAACAUUUGCGUUGUUUAUUAUUUUGUAUCCAGGAGUUCCAUUGUCUACCGAUUUGGUCUUUACAGCAUUGGCUUUGUUCAACUUGCUAGGAUUUCCAUUAGUUACCUUACCAUGGACAAUCGGUAAUAUCAUUGAGUCUCAAGUUGCUGUCAAGAGGUUAACUGAUUUCUUAACUGCGGACGAAAUUGAAGAUGAUGCCGUUACGAGAUACCCUCCAGUUAGACAGAGUGGUGCUGAAGCUGUUAGAAUCGAAAAUGCUGAUUUCUUAUGGUCUAGAGACCCAUACAAGACUGCUUUGACAGGAGUCAACUAUAGCGCACAAAAGGGCAAACUGAAUUGUAUUUUGGGCAAAGUCGGUUCUGGUAAAUCUGCAAUAAUUCAGGCUUUGUUAGGUAGCUUACACAGAACUAAAGGAUCAGCAUCUAUUGCGGGAAGUGUUGCUUACGUUCCUCAAACUGCAUGGAUUAUGAACGGGACAAUCAAGGAUAACAUUUUAUUUGGCUGCAAGUACGAUCCCGUAUUCUAUGAAAAGACAUUAAAUGCUUGUGCUUUGCUACCUGAUCUAAAGAUUUUGGCUGAUGGUGAUGCUACCCAAGUUGGAGAAAAAGGUAUUAGUUUAUCAGGUGGACAAAAGGCAAGACUAUCGUUAGCACGUGCAGUCUACGCUAGGGCUGAUGUUUAUUUAAUGGACGAUGUUUUGAGUGCCGUUGAUGAACAUGUUGGUAAACAUAUCUCUAAGAAUGUUUUAGGUCCACAUGGUUUAUUGAAAAAUAAGUGCAGAAUAUUAGCAACUAAUAGUAUGGCUGUUCUAAAGUAUUCAGAUCAUUUGACACUGAUGUCUGGUGGUAAGAUUACCGAAGAAGGCACUUAUUAUGACAUUAUUGCACGUAAGGGAGACUCGGAGCUCUCCAAUGUUAUCAGAGAUUACGGUAGAAAAGACCAGGACGAUGACACUAUUAUCAAGUCAGCAACUGGCUCAACAGUUGUACCGGAAUCUGCUAAUCUUUCAGAAGAGAUGCAUACCAGCAGCUCUGCAACUUUACUCGAUAGUGUGAAGAACCACGAAGAGGCAGAAGAUCGUAAGGCAGAACCUGAGGAUUUUGUUGCUGGUAUCAUAGAGCAGGAGAAAAUGCAGUCUCAAUCAGGAAGAGAUGAGAAGCAUGAACAAGGUAAAGUUGAUUGGAAUGUUUAUAUCACAUAUGCAAAGGCUUGUGGUAUUGGCCAUGUGAUUAUUUUGAUUGUGUUCAUUGUAAUUGCAAUGUCCUUAUCUGUUACUUCGAAUAUUUGGUUGAAACACUGGUCCGAAAUCAAUACAGCCAUUGGAGAAAAUCCUGAUCCAUGGUACUAUUUGGGUAUUUAUUUCUUGUUCUGCAUUUCUGCCGUAUUCUUUACCAUGUUCCAAUCCUUGACCCAAUGGUUAUUAUGUUCUAUUUCUGGCUCUAAAUACUUGCAUCAAAUCAUGCUAAGCUCAGUUUUAAGAGCACCGAUGCAGUUCUUUGAGACCACGCCAAUUGGUAGAAUCCUGAACAGGUUUUCUAAUGAUAUUUACAAAAUUGAUGAAACUUUGUUUAGAGUUUUUUCAAUGUUCUUCAACAACACUAUCAAAGUCAGUUUCACUAUUUUGGUUAUUAUUUAUUCUACUUGGCAGUUUAUCUUCUUUGUUAUUCCUAUGUUUUUCAUAUACAGGUACUAUCAGAAAUACUAUCUAUACACAUCAAGAGAAUUGAAGAGAUUAGAAUCAGUUUCUAGGUCUCCUAUCUUUGCACAUUUCCAGGAAACAUUGACCGGUGUCUCGAUAAUCAAGGCUUAUGACCAAGUGAAGAGAUUUACAUUUUUGAAUCAGCAUAAGAUGGAUGUUAAUAUGAGUGCCUAUCAUCCUUCCGUGACUGCAAAUAGAUGGUUGGCUGUGAGAUUAGAGCUUUUGGGUUCAUUUAUAAUUCUUGGCUCAUCCGGUCUAUUGAUUCUAACUUUGAAGUCCGGACAUGUUACUCCAGGUUUAGUUGGUCUUUCUGUUUCUUAUGCACUACAGGUCACGCAGUCACUUAAUUGGAUUGUCAGAAUGACCGUUGACAUCGAGUCGAACAUUGUUUCGGUAGAGAGAGUUAUGGAGUAUGCAACACUACCUCAUGAAGCUCCAGCUGUUAUUGAAGAUAAAAGACCAGCAGCUAAUUGGCCAUUCAACGGUGAAAUUGAAUUUAAAAACUAUUCGACUAGGUAUAGAGAGGACCUCGAUUUAGUUCUCAAAAAUAUCAAUCUAUCGAUCAAGGAUAAGGAGAAAAUUGGUAUUGUUGGUCGGACCGGUGCAGGUAAAUCUUCAUUAACAUUGGCUAUUUUCCGUAUCAUUGAAGCGGUCGAGGGUCAUAUUGAAAUUGAUGAUGUUGACACUAGUAAAAUAGGACUUCUUGAUUUGAGGUCAAAGUUGUCCAUCAUCCCCCAGGAUUCACAGAUCUUCAAAGGCACCAUUAGAUCCAAUUUGGAUCCUGUGGAGCAGUAUUCUGAUGAAGAGCUAUGGGAUGCAUUGAAGCUGUCACACCUAGACAAACAUGUUCAACAGAUGUAUGAUGAAUAUGAUAGCAAGGAAGAAAUUGGAUUUAAUGGACUACUUGUUCCAAUUUCUGAAGGCGGUUCCAAUUUGUCUGCUGGUCAAAGGCAGUUAAUGUGUCUUGCUAGAGCAUUGGUGAAGAAGAACUGUAAAGUUUUGAUUUUGGACGAAGCAACUGCAAAUGUUGAUGUCCACACUGAUUCCAUUGUACAACAGACUAUCAGAUCUGCAUUUGCAGAUAGAACUAUUUUGACAAUUGCUCAUAGACUAAACACCAUUAUUGACAGUGACAGAAUCAUUGUUUUAGAACAGGGCAGAGUCAAGGAAUUUGACACUCCAACGAAUCUCUUGAAGAAAAAGGAUUCCCUUUUUUACUCACUCUGUAAAGAAGGUGGUUUGGUCACCAGUGACAGCCAAUGA